AUGAAAAACAUGAAUCUGUUGUUAUUUUCAUUGUUGUUACUGAACGUUUUCGCUGAGAAAAUCAAUUUGGACACAUUAAAAAACUACAGUGGUUUCUUGAAUUUCGGGGAAAAGAAGGUUAACAAAUUGCAAAAGGAUAAUUUAGAAAAUUCGAUAUUUAAGUCGAAGGUGGACAUACUUGGUGAGUUAUUUAAGGUAAAUGUGGACAUGCUGAAGAAGCACAGUGACUUGGAUCUGGUGUUUUUGGUCGACGCCUCCUCAAGUGUUGGAGCACAAAACUUUCGUAGUGAGCUCAAAUUUGUUAAAAAAUUAUUAAGUGACAUUACUGUUGACUACAACCACACACGAAUAUCGGUGAUAACCUUUAGUUCAUCAUCUGAAAUCAAUAUAAAUAUUGAUGAAAUAAGUCAGCCAUCCCAAGAACACAACAAAUGUUUGCUUUUAAACAAGCAACUGGGCAAAAUAGAAUACAAAGGUGGUGGAACUUAUACACUAGGAGCAUUUCAAGCAGCUAAAGAAAUAUUCGCCAACAGUCACAGAAAUAACACACAAAAAGCUUUAUUUUUGAUAACUGACGGUUACUCAAAUGGGGGUGACCCCGUUCCUUUGUCCAACGAUCUGAAGGACCAACAAAUUCUUAUUUUUACCAUCGGCAUACGUAAUGGCAACUAUAAAGAACUUUACGAAAUAUCGUCGUCUCCUGGAGAAUUCCACAGUUAUUUAUUGGACAGCUUUGAAGAAUUCGAAGGUUUGGCCAGAAGAGCCCUCCAUGUGGACUUGAAAAAUGGGGAGUACGUUCCUUUGGGAGUGAGCAAUCCUUGCGACGGUUUGUGCAAAGAAGGAAAUUGUUGCGACGACAAUGCUGUGUGUUCCUGUGGCACAACCACGGGACAUUAUUCAUGUGUAUGUAAAUUGGGGUAUUAUGGAAAUGGGUUAAGAGGCUCAUGUACAGAAUGUUUCAAUGGAAGUUACUCGAAUGGACCCAACACAUGCUUUCCUUGUCCUGAUAUAAAUCACUAUACGGUUACCCCAGCUAUUGGUGUGGAGAGUUGCAAAUGCAAAAUUGGGUUCCAACCCACUAACGACAAUAAAUGCAAGAUAAUGAAAUGCCCAAAGAUAGAAGUUCCAGAACAUGGGUAUGUAGUCAAAAAAAGAGAAUGUGGAAACGUUUUGAAUAGUGCAUGUGGUAUAAGAUGUGAAGUUGGAUAUACAUUAGUGGGUAAAAGUAUUAGAUUGUGUCAGGCCAAUGCUACAUGGACUGGUACCACACCAAGUUGUGAAGUUAAAGUAUGCAAGUCACUUCCAGUCCCAAAAUUUGGGACAAUGAACUGUUCUCACUCCGACAUAGACAUAGAACCAGAUGCUUUGAAUCUUCCAGUGGACACCACCUGUGUAUUUGAGUGUGAUCAUGGAAACAAUCGCAUAGGGUCAUAUCAAAGAACAUGUUUACCACUAGCACAAUGGGACGGUUUAAGGACUUUAUGCAAACCAAUUAAAUGCCCUAAGCUGCCACAAGUUAAGUUUGGCAAAUGGGAGCCUAAAUCCUGUAACAUAGGUAAACAAGAAUUUAAAAAGAAUUGCACAAUUAUUUGUGAUGAAGGAUUUGAAGUGAAAGGCCCUAAGGAAAAAAUUUGUGGUGGUAAACAUAAUUCAUGGAGCAAUAAACUAGAAGACACUCUUUGCGUAGAUGUUACGCCCCCUGUGAUGAAUUGUCCCUCUAACAUAACUAUUACUACUGAGCCAGGGAAAAAGUAUGGAGUUACUUCUUGGAAAACACCAGAAGUUACUGACAACUCAAAUCUGGACGUUUCUUUAUGGAUGAAGCCUGCAAUAAAAAAUAUAACUGGUUUUAAGUUUCCCAUCGGCAGAACUAAAAUAGAAUACCACGCACAAGAUGGAUUUCAGAAUGCAAUUAAUUGUUCUUUUUAUAUAACAGUUAUUGAUGAGGAAAUACCAACAAUUGAAGGAUGUGUUGAUCCUGAAUCAUUUUUAACAAUUAAUAAAGGUGGUGCCAACGUAACAUGGGAUGAACCAAACAUUAUUGACAAUUCUCAAAAUGUUACUAUUACCAAGUCUCAUAACUUUGGAUUUUUCCCAAUUGGCACCACCACAGUUAUUUAUACAGCAAGGGAUUCGUCCAACAAUACCAACAUUUGCAAAAUUAAUAUCACAGUUGAAGAAGAUCGAUGUGAAGCUCUACCAGAUCCAAUAUUUGGUCACAGCAACUGCUCGAGCGACCCCCAAGGUAUUCAAUGUGUAAUCACCUGCGAAGAGGGCUAUGCUAUACCAAUAAACCAAAAUAUCGAAAAUGUUGAUAACGGCACGAAUUUUUACUGCAACCACGCCAGUCCUCAGUGGAUCACACAAAAUGGCGAAAACUUCCCGGAGUGUUCCGUGACUCAAAUACCUGACGUCACCACAAAAUCCGGAGAGUUGAGUUUAAGAACAGAUUAUUCGUGUGAUAACACUUCAUCAUUACAAACUGAGUUGAAGAAUGAUAUACAAAGUAUACUGUGUGAAAAAGACUGUGAUAUAAAUAUGGAUUAUAAAUGUGAUGAGGAUUUGCAAAAAAUCGAGGAAGAGACCAAUCGAAUUCAAAGGGAUCUGUCUGGUUUUGAGGAAAUGCUACACAGAAAUAAAACAAAGAGAUACAAAUCCAAAAUAAAUGUCAAAUUUCAAGUAAAAGGGAAAUACUUGAGACAAGAGAAUGACACAUUAAUGGAAGUAAAUCGAAGCAGGCAUUAUUUCAUAAAAAUCAACAAAACAAAGUUUGUAUGUCCCAGUGGGUUUGUCCCAAGAAAAAAUAGAUGUGUGCAGUGUCCUAGAGGGAUGUUUCACAAUGUCACAAUAAACAAGUGCGAAGCUUGUCCUUUAGGAUAUUAUAACGAUCAAGUGAGUCAGACAACUUGCAUUUCGUGCCCUAGAAAUUAUUCCACGAGAAAAAUACGUUCAAAAAAUGCUAAAGAAUGUAGAGCUCAAUGUCCACCUGGAACCUAUGCAAGACGUCGAUGGAUAAAGUAUACCCAAAAUGGACAGAAACUAUCUUUGGAACGUGCCUCUCUUAGUCCCCAUUGCAGAUCUUGCGACAUUGGGUACUUUCAACCUGAUUAUGGCAAAGUAAGCUGUUUAAAGUGCUCUGCAGGAUACAUAACAACAGGUUAUCGAUCGCUGCACCAGAAUCAAUGUGUACCAACUGCCAUGGAAUUGUGCAAUUCCAUCAAAAAUAUUUGCAACAACGGUACAUGUAGUGUCAUUAAUGAGUUCCAAUAUAAUUGUAAUUGUUUCGAAGGAUACUAUGGAACAUUUUGCGAAAGGAAACAUUCCCCUUGCGAUUCACAACCAUGUUUAAACAGAGGCCUAUGUGAACCUUCUCAUGAUGGAAUUAACUUUUUCUGCAAGUGUCCUCCUGAUUAUACAGGCAGAUACUGUCAGGAAUCGAGGAUUAGUUGCCCUAUGAAUUGCAUGAACGGCGGCACUUGUAUGGAAUCUGAAGAAAAUGAUUUCAGCUGUUUAUGUCCAGAUAAUUUCGGUGGUGAAUUAUGUGAAGUUCCAUUGAAGUAUUGCACAAAUCAGUUGUGUGAAAAUAACGGCACGUGUGUUGAAGAAAAACAUAACUAUAGGUGCAUUUGUCCAAGAGGAUAUUUAGGAAGGAGGUGCACAAUCUUACCCUGUGAUUAUCAACCUUGCGAUGAAAAAUACGUUUGCGUAAACAUAAUGGAACCAAAUGCUACUAGAAACAGCUACCGUUGCCUUUGUCCCGAUGGAUUCACAGGUCCUACAUGCUCAGAUAGGAUCGACUUUUGUGGUGGUAACCCAUGCUUAAACAAUGGAAGUUGUAUCAGUGAAACUUAUGGAUAUGUCUGUAAAUGUUCAAAACUAUAUUAUGGAGUAAACUGUGAAAUAAAGAAACGAACCAACUAUUUACUAGAAUUCCCCCAGUACGAUACUAAUAACUACAUCAAACUAAAAGGGUUUAGCCAAAAUAUUACAGAAAUUUCUGCUUGUUUAUGGAUGGAAACUACGGAUAGUUUUAACUAUGGAACCUUAAUAUCAUACGCUACAAGAAAACUGGACAACAGUUUCACAUUAACUGAUUACACUGGAUUGAUUUUGUACAUAAAUGGACAAUACGUUGUUACUGACAUUUUAUUAAAUGAUGGGUUCUGGCAUCAUGUAUGUGCAUCCUGGACCAACACAAAUGGGUUCUAUAAAGUCUAUGUUGACGGAAAAUUGGUUAAGAGUGGUUCGGGAUUAUCUCCAGGCUCUCACAUCCAAGGAGAGGGCUCAUUGGUGAUUGGUCAAGAUCAAGAUACCCUUGGAGGGAUGUUUAGCCAGUCUGAAUCGUUUUUGGGCAAGAUGUCCUACAUAGAUAUUUGGUCGAGGGUGUUAACGUUAGAAGAGAUUUUAAGGCAUAUGAAUGAGUGCAACAAUACGGAAAUGGGUGAUUUAUAUGCCUGGCCUGAUAUUCAGUACCACGUAAUGGGUGACAUUAAAAUUUUAAAUUCCACGUUUUGUCAAGGUUGUAAGUCACCCCUUCCCUUAUAUAAUGGUCUAAUUAAUGUAGUCGACAAUGUAGCUUUUUAUUCUUGCUACGUUGGAUAUCGAUUGGUAAAUAAUGUUUAUAAAAAUGGUAGAAAAUGCACAAAAAUGGCAAAUUGGGAAGGGGUCUAUGAACCACACUGUAAAAAGGUUUACUGUGGAUAUCCUGGAUACGUUCGAAAUUCAUUUCCGAUUGGAAGAAACUAUUAUUUCAAAGAUACAAUUACUUAUAGGUGCUAUUCAGGAUUCACAUUAAUUGGCAACAGUUCAAUUACUUGCCAAGCUGACGGAACUUGGUACCCAAACAAACCUAAAUGCAUAGGUCAGUUGUGUCCAAUUUUAAACGCUCCAGAAAACGGUAAAUUGUCAAUAAUCUCUGAAUCUGGCAUAGACGACAAAAAUCAACUGAUGGAGUCGGGUACCCAACUUGAAAUAAUAUGCGAUGAAAAUGCAACGUUAACAGGCGAAAGUGUAUUAACAUGCCUUGAUAAUGGAGAAUGGGAUUUCCCUUUGCCAAACUGCACCAACAAUGAGCUUGUUGCGAAAAAAUUGAUGUGCCCUAUGAAUUUGUUACCUCAACCACCUGCUAACGGUUAUGUGGACGAAGAUUCGCUGAAAUUGGCGAAAAAUGCCAGCACAAAAGUUGUAUUCUACAAGUGUAGGAAUGGAUUUAAUUUAAAGGGCGAUAAUUUUACAACGUGCAUUAUUGAUGGAUAUUGGACCGAGAUAAAUGUUACGUGUGAAGCUGUUGUGUGUCCAAAGCCAAAGAAGCCUCCAUACAUGCAACUAAAACACAAGGAAGAAAAUUUGGGCGUUUACGUAUACGGUAAUAAAAUUACUUACGAAUGCAGGAAAAAGUACAAACUGAUUGGAAACGAUACCAUUCGAUGUCAAGAAAGUGGCCAGUGGUCGAAUACUUUAGGAAAAUGUGUCAAAGUGUGUGACAAACCGAUAAUAAAAAGCACGACGAAAAUAAUAGGAAAUUCAUUUGACGUAGGAAGUUCAAUAACAUUGGUGUGCUCAAGUGGAUCAAAAUACACUUUAUUGUGUAAUAAACUGGGAGCUUGGCAAGGAAGAGGAGACUCGAGCUGCUGAGAAGGAGAAAAGGAAUAUGUAUUUUUUAAUAUUAAAUCGAAUGGAUAUAAACUGUUGUCUAGAAUUUAGUGUGGAUAUAUUACUUAAAUUAAAAAAAAAAAUCUUUGAUGUUUAAACGUUGAAUAAAAAAA
This is a messenger RNA of Aethina tumida (small hive beetle), 5765 nucleotides long. Its product is annotated as sushi, von Willebrand factor type A, EGF and pentraxin domain-containing protein 1. Lineage: Eukaryota; Metazoa; Arthropoda; Insecta; Coleoptera; Nitidulidae. Gene Ontology annotation, molecular function: calcium ion binding. The transcript has 26 exons. The coding region runs from base 1 to 5634 and encodes 1877 amino acids. The record is from RefSeq and is a predicted model, not a curated record.